This is a messenger RNA of Microtus ochrogaster (prairie vole), 5263 nucleotides long. RefSeq names its product zinc finger protein 248 (gene Znf25). The record is from RefSeq and is a predicted model, not a curated record. Gene Ontology annotation, molecular function: DNA-binding transcription factor activity, RNA polymerase II-specific; RNA polymerase II cis-regulatory region sequence-specific DNA binding. Gene Ontology annotation, biological process: regulation of transcription by RNA polymerase II. Lineage: Eukaryota; Metazoa; Chordata; Mammalia; Rodentia; Cricetidae. The transcript has 13 exons. Bases 252 to 3839 code for a protein of 1195 amino acids.
GACAGCGGCGCCCGGGAGGCCGGCCUGAGCCGCAGCCCAAGUGACGUGGCGCCCACUCGCAGCUUCCUCGUCCGCCAGCCACGUCAGCGUCCGCCCGCUUCUCUGCCACCCCCGAACGUCUGCAGCGGAGACCGCGGGACUCCCUGACACCGCUGUCACCGAGGUGACCUGGAGCUGUGGCAUAUGGUUUCUUAUGACUUCACUCUCCCAACUUUAAAGGGUAGAAACCCCUUCUAAAAACACAACCGAAAAUGAACAAGUUCAAGGGACCUGUGACAUUAAGGGAUGUUACUGUGGAAUUCACCAAGGCAGAAUGGAAGUUACUGACCCCUGCUCAGAAGUCGCUUUACAAGAACGUGAUGCUGGAGAACUAUCGUCACCUGGUCUCUGUGGGUUACCGUGUGAUUAGGCCAAGUGUGAUCUCCAAGUUGAGGAAAGGAAAAGAGCCGUGGGUAUUAGAGAAAGAACUUCCAAAUCGGAACCGUGCUGACAAACGAGGGAAUGCUGCUGACCCCAGAGCCAAACACCAGGAACAGCAGGCUGGAAAUGCAAGGAAAGGAGACCCCAACCGACGGCGGAAAACUGCCACCCAGCAGGAAAGCCACGAGUGCGGCCAGUGCGGGAAGUCCUUCUGCCAGAAGUCGUCCCUCGUCGUGCACCAGGAAACACACACCAAGAAGUCCUAUAAGUGUGAGAAAUGCGGGCAGUCUUUCUAUACAAACGAAGAGCUCACGGUCCAUCAGAAAGUUCACACCCGAGAGAAAACCUACGCGUGUAAAGAAUGUAACAAAGUCUUCUACCACUUAUCAUCCCUCACUCGCCACCUGAGAAUCCAUGCAGGGGAGAAACCCUAUGAAUGUAGCCAGUGUGAGAAAUCAUUCUACCAGAAGCCACACCUCAUGGAGCAUCAGAAAACACACACCGGGGAGAAGCCCUUUGAGUGUAAGGAGUGUGGGAAGUUCUUCUAUGUGAAGGCAUACCUCCUGGUGCACCAAAAGACACACACAGGGGAGAAACCUUUUGAGUGUAAGGAGUGUGGGAAGUUCUUUUCCCAAAAGUCACACCUCACAGUCCAUCAGAGGACCCACACAGGGGAGAAACCCUAUAAAUGUAAAGAAUGCGGGAAACUCUUCUCUAGGAAUUCCCACCUCAAAACACACCAGAGAACGCACACAGGCGAGAAGCCGUACAAGUGUAAGGAAUGUGGCAACUGCUUCUACCAGAAGUCAGCCCUCACGGUGCACCAGCGAACCCACACUGGGGAGAAGCCCUUUGAAUGCAGCCAGUGUGGGAAAACCUUUUACUAUAAGUCAGACCUCACCAAACACGAGAGGAAACACAGCGGGGAGAAGCCCUAUGAGUGUACAGAGUGUGGCAAAUCCUUCUCUGUAAACUCAGUCCUCAGACUACACGAGAGGACUCACACGGGAGAGAGGCCCUAUGAGUGUGACAUAUGUGGGAAGUCCUUUUCUCAGAAGUCACAUUUUGUCAUACACCAGAGAAAGCACACGGGGGAGAAGCCCUAUGAGUGCCAGGAGUGUGGGGAAAACUUUAUCCAGAGGUCACAACUCACCACACAUCAGAAGACACAUGCCAAGAAAGGGAAAACUUCCAAAGAUGACAGGAGAGUAACUCUGCCUGACACUCAUCAUUUUACAACAGAGACAAGAGCUGACUCAGUUCUCCAGGCAACACUCCUUCCAACACUGGACAUAGGGACCCCAUUCUUAGCACAGAAGGGCGCACCGCCCCUUCCCCUGCGCAUGCGCGGGCUGCAUUUCGGCUCCUGGUCGAUGCCCGGCCUUGCGUCCCUCCUGGGAUCAUUUCUUGACCUUCGGCUCCGCGCACUGCGGGAGCGGCGGGUGAGUCCUACACGGCGGCAAGGGCGGAGGGUUCUGGGAGCUCGGGGCCAUGGGACCGCUGUCGGCAGCAAACAGGGAUCCGCGGGGGGCCGGUCUGGGGUGCAUUCGGACGCCGGGGUUCGGGCUGCGGGGGUCCAGAUGUAUUUUGCUCAUUUGUUGUGUGUAAUGACACAAUAUCCUGAAACCAUGGAAGACUGUGUGCCUGCCGAAAGUCUGAGCUCUUCCCUCCUCCACUCAGAGCAGAAAAUGAACAAAUCCCAGGAGCAAGUGUCGUUCAGGGAUGUGUGUGUGGAUUUCACCAAGGAGGAGUGGUAUCUGCUGGACCCUGCUCAGAAAGUGCUUUACAGAGAUGUGACCCUGGAGAACUAUAGCAACUUUGUCUCAGUAGGGUAUUGUGUUACUAAACCAGAUGUGAUCUUCAAAAUAGAGCAAGGAGAAGAGCCAUGGAUACCAGAAAAUGGAUUCCCAUGCUACCCAGAAAGGAAAUGGAAAGUGGAUGGCCUAUUGGAGAGCAGCCAGGAAGAUCAAGGUGACCAUUUGUGGCCGCUCAUGCUCACCAACAAGCUCAUGCAUGUAGACAGUGGCGGUAACCCAAGAAAAAGCUCCACUCUAGAAAUGGACCCUGUUUCUUCAACAAGUUUUCUGCUCAAAAUAUGUGACUCAUGUGAAAUGAAUUUAAAGAAUAUUUCAGGUGUCAUUAUUAGUAAAAAGAACUAUUCCAGAAAGAAACUUGAUGAGUUUAAUAUAGGUGAGAAGCCACUCCUUAAAAUUGGGCAUGAGAAAAUUCCCGUAGGAGCAAAAUCAUAUAAAUACAAUGAGAAAAGGGGUGGCCUCAGCCUUUGCCAGGGUCUCACAUGGCCAGUUUCUGGUCAGCCUUUUGAGUGUCAUGAAAACGGACAAGGCUUCCAUGAGGAAGUGGCCCUGUGCCCGAGUCAGCACUUUCAGCCAGGGCAGAUGCUCUGUAAACACACUGAGUGCGGAAGACCGUUCGUCGACGGUUUGAGGCUCAGUGUGUUGCAGAAAACUCACCUGCGUAUGGAGCCGCACGAAUGCAGCAUUUGUAGAAAGUCCCUUCGUGUGGAUUUGCAGUUUGGACAUGAGGGAGCUCUUCCCAGGAGCAGUCCUUGUGAGCGCAACACCUAUGACAAAAUCUUCUGCGAUGGCCCAGCUUUCAUUGGUCACCAGGAAGCUUACUCAAGACAGAGUGCCCAGGAGUAUAAAGUGAGUAACAACGCAUGGGCAAAGUCAGCUCUCUUUAAACACCAGCUAGUCCAGAUGGGGGCGAAACCCUAUCAGUACCAUGAAAACGGGAAACUUUUCAGAAAGAAAACGCAUCCCACCCGGUCUCGAAGAGCUCACUUGGGAGAAAAAACCUUUGAAUGUGUUGAGUGUGGUAAAAUGUUCUGGGAGAAAUCAAACCUCACCCAGCACCGAAGAACGCACACCGGAGAGAAACCCUAUGAAUGUACCGAGUGUGGGAAAGCCUUUUGCCAAAAACCACACCUUACCAACCACCAGCGAACGCACACGGGAGAGAAACCCUACGAGUGCAAGCAGUGUGGGAAGACAUUCUGUGUCAAAUCAAACCUCACCGAACAUCAAAGAACACACACAGGGGAGAAGCCCUAUGAAUGUAAUGCAUGUAGGAAAUCCUUCUGCCACAGGUCCGCCCUCACCGUCCAUCAGAGAACACAUACAGGAGAGAAACCGUUUAUAUGCAGUGAAUGCGGGAAGUCCUUUUGUGUGAAGUCAAACCUGAUUGUACAUCAAAGAACUCACACUGGGGAGAAGCCCUACAAGUGUAAUGAGUGUGCGAAGAUGUUCUGUGAAAAGUCAGCUCUCACUAAACACCAGAGAACUCACACGGGGGAGAAGCCCUAUGAGUGUAAUGUGUGUGGGAAGACCUUCGGUCAGAGGUCGGUGCUCACCAAGCAUCAGAGAAUUCACUCCAGGGUGAAGGCUCUGGCAGCCUCCUAGAUGGCCACCUUCCUUGUAUGCCUGUCAAGUCGGUUGUACGGUUUGAAAAGUGAGUUUAGAGCCUGCCAAAGAAUACCAGAGUCCUAGAAAACGCCAUUAUGUUGAAAUACAUGAAAGCUUUCAAGAAAAUACAAACUUUCAUUAGAAGAUUGUUUUAAAGGGAAAUCAUUUAUAUAAACAUAUGGUUAAAAAAAUCUAUAAAGUUUAAAUUAUAUGUCUUCCAAAUGUGUUUUAAAAUUGUAUUUUAAAUAUAAUGGAUAAUAUUGAUUUUACUUGUAUUCAUAGGGGAGUAUGAAACUUAAAAGUGAGUGAAAAUAGCAUUAAACAUGUAUGUAAAGAACAUCUUAUGUUUAUAGACCUUGUGUGAGUAUGCUAAUGUAAUAUUUAUGUACUUUAGGAAGUGCUUGAUCUGUGUAUUAGAACCCAGUAAGGAUGUGAGGAAAAGCUGAACCCUUAGUGUAACAGUUAUUAUGGUAUACUUUCAAUACUAAGUACCACCAGUGUCUUUUUAGGUUGAUAAGAUUAUGUAUGUUUAUGGACAUAUGUGUGAAUGUGGAUCUACAUAUAUGCAUAUGUAAAUAUAUUUAUAUGCAUGUACACAAAUGGUAAUGUCAUAAAGGCAGCUCACACCAACUUCAAAGCACUGAUAAUUGGUAAAAUUUCAAGAAUUGUGUGAAUUAAUCGUUUAAAGUUACACGAAGUUGCAGUUAAAUUAUAUGGAGAGCAAAGGAAAUAAAUAGCCCUCGUCAUCCCUACUGAUUUGCUGUCUUUCCCUGUUACCUUUGCUGCGUGCCAUUGGCCUCCAUGCUGCAGAGUGAGGCUACAGCCGCUGUCUCUCCAGACUCCACCACAUCCAUCCCUACUCUCAUGUUGGUAGCUUGGCCUUCGAAACCAACAAAGCAUGUGUCAGGGUAUGGAUUUCCUCAGAGAAGCUGUGCGCAUGUAAGCUAUAUGGCAGACUUAAGAGUACAAAUCACCCAUCCUUCUUUCUAGUUCCUAAAAUAAAUAAAUAAAAAUGGCUAUAGCCAUCAUUACCAAACUGUCUCUAUAGUAAAGAAGCCAAAAGAUGGUUUAUUGAGCCUUUUAAUUACCUCAGAAUUGUCUAGUUCUAAAUACUACCAUUCUCUUGUUAGGUUGGCCAGUAUGUUUCGAAUGACAUUGUUUCACGCACACACAAAACAUUAUCACAUACUUUUCACUAUUUUUGACCACGAGUAGGUGUGAUUAUUAUUACCAAACUACCCAUUUGGUGAAAAAAAAAUCAAGCAGUAUAUUUCUGAGGGUUUUUCUUAGCUACCUUUGUGUCAACCAUAUAAGUACUGUUAAUAAAAAUGGUAUUUACAUGACUUAACAUGAGUUGUAAAUGUUUAUACUGCACUCUAAAAAUGAAAUAUGGUAGUGUAUAAUAAAAUGCUCAUUUUUUU